AUGCCCGAACAGCGCGAACCAGACACAGGGCCAGACACCAUGGAACUACAGGAAAUCCACACACACGAUAGAUGCCAGAGUCACGACGACGAAUACGCGCAGUCCGCGGCGACGGUUUCGUCUGGAGAGAACCGCGUGCCGUAUCGGACUGUUGCGGCGCGGGUUGUCAAUGCGGAUGAGAGGGGAAGGGGUAAUGGUUCGAAUCACAAUAGUGAUAAUGGCAAUGAUUGCGACUGGAAGGGCGUGUUGUUGAAAGGAAAGAAGACAUGGGACGCUGUCAGCGGAUUCUGGACAAGUCAAGUUGUUCUGGUAGUUCCCCAGAAGAAGAACCGCGAUCAUUACGCGCUCGAACGAACAUUCCUCGCGUACAUCCGCACCUCCGUCAUUCUAGCCAUGCAAGGCGUCCUAAUAGCGCAACUCUUCCGUCUCCAACGCUCGAAAGCCCAAGAAGCCACUAAGCUCACAUACUACGAAGUCGCUGUUCCGUUAUCUAUUGCGUGUCACAGUGUCGCGCUGGCCGUUGUCGUGGUUGGCGCAUUUCGGUUCUGGAGGCAGCAGAAUGCUUUGUUUCGGGGGAAGGUACAUGCUGGGGGGUGGGAGUUGAAUUCGAUUGGGGUGUUGGUUUUUUUGGUGAGUUAUGGCUACCGUAAGUAA
Messenger RNA from Aspergillus ruber CBS 135680, 654 nucleotides. RefSeq names its product DUF202 domain-containing protein. Bases 1 to 654 code for a protein of 217 amino acids. The transcript is spliced from 2 exons. The record is from RefSeq and is a predicted model, not a curated record. NCBI's taxonomy places the organism in Eukaryota, Fungi, Ascomycota, Eurotiomycetes, Eurotiales, Aspergillaceae.